This is a messenger RNA of Striga hermonthica, 915 nucleotides long. Lineage: Eukaryota; Viridiplantae; Streptophyta; Magnoliopsida; Lamiales; Orobanchaceae. The record is from the annotation of a GenBank genome assembly.
AUGCACGGAAGGCCUAGGAAAGCUCUAACUGAGGAAGAGCAAAGGGCUUCAUCUCUUAAAACUGCCAAGCUUCGCGAUCUCCAAUCCCAAGCCCUUCACUUUCACCACAACAAAAUUUACACGGGAGAAGCUAUUGCAAUCAGCGCGAAGCUAUUUGGAGUCAAAUCCAGAGCACUAUACUGGUUGGAACUACUGAAACUCGCCGUGCAGCAUCUUAUCGACCAGCGGUCGGAGGGCGGAGCCGACUCCGAGUCAAUUCAAUCGAUUUUUGAUGAAGAACUCAUUCUCCUGUCUAAUUUACUAGAGAAAGGAGGAGAGGAUUAUCAUGAUAAGGGGAAUGUGCUGGGAGAGGAGUAUGAGUUUGUACGAAAUGCCAUGUUCACAGAUCCUGAUGAUCAAAGUGAGGCUGUAUCUGUAAAGGUUACAGUUACAAGUUCUCCUGGUAUUACUUCCUCUGGUGGUUUGCCCUGUAAUCAGCCUCGUCAUGUAUCUUUCUCUGUCCGUUUACCUUCUGAUGAGCAAAAGCACUCUGAGAUGAAAACAAUAGAUAGAAUAUCAUGGAAAGAGGAACAAUUUAUUGCUACUGAAUCUCAAGAGGUAAACUUGGCCCACUUGUUUUGUGAAUUGGAAAUCACUGAGCAGAACAAAGAAAAAACUCCUACGUGUAGUUUGGAGACUAUAUCCGGUGAAAUAGAUCACUGCCGGGAACUGUUGUCAACAACAAACUGUAAAAUUGGGAAACUUACUCUUGCUAGACUCUUGAUGGCGCAUAACACAUUGAUGUCAUUCAGAAGCACUGACGAUAGAAUCCAGACCCGUUAUGAAGAUAUUCUCGCCCUUUAUCAAGAUUUAAUGAAGAUGGAUCCUGCACAUAUUUGUUACUACGAGGAUGAGUACAGUUUGGUUUUUAUUUAA